AUGCAAGUACUGGCCCAUCUUCUUCAAAUGAGGCCAUUUCUGUCAGUCAUGCACGCCAAGGCCCAUUCAACUAAGUGUGAGAUUGUCUGGAGUGGUAGGAAUCAGGAGGGUGCUGGCGCAACUGCAGGGUAAGAGGUGGAAAUGGUGAACAGUUUCAUCUCUCGUUGUGCUCUCACAACGAAGUACAUGACCAAAUCUGCUCGCAAUGAAAUGCUGACUGUACAUGCAAUUGGGUGGAAUAGAUGCAAGCAUGAUGGCCUUCAUCUUGCAUUGUCCAACAGAUAUGUCAAGACUGUCCGAAAGGCUGAGGCUGAGUCCCAGAGGUUGGAGAAAUUGAGCCGUGAACUUGGGUGUCCUGAGAACAUGGUCCAGCAGUGGGUACAUGACGUCAGACAGUGGGCCACUGAUGAUUCUAUAGAUGUCAGACAGGAUGACCAACAUAUCCUUCAGCGGUCGAUAGAGCACAUAUGUCUGGGUGUCUAUCAAAAAAAAGCAAGCCUUUAUAAUCAGACAGACUGCAACAAGAUUCGACAAAUGCGGCGACGGAAAUUGGGGGACGAGAAAAGGAAACUCUUUGAAGCAAUCAAACGAUACAAUGAGCAGGUGCCAGAGGAGGAGGACAUAAAUGAGCAGAUGGUGGAGAGCCGACUCUCUAUGGUGGGCCAUGGCAGUGGGGAGGACAGUCUAAUAUGGCCAUGGGAGGUUCACAGCAUUGAAUCCACAAACAUCCUCACUAAGAAGAAGAUUUUCGAUGCAUACAUGUCAAAGAUGUGGCUGCAAGAAGAGAAGAUCCUAAUUCUUAGGGAGAUGAGACAGCACUGCACCUACCUCAGAGGGCUGGCUGAUGGCAUUAGGAAGCUGAUUGCAGAAAUGUCUGGAGGAAACCGUGGCAAGAACAUGGGGUUAACACUGAAGUGCCGUUUUUAUUAUUUAUUUAUUACUUAUUAUCUAUCUAUAUAUUUAUUUAUCUACUUGAACUUUGGUUGCUGCUUAGUCUAUGUAUUGUGGCCUGUGUAUUUGUUGUUUUGGUGCCCAAAUGCAAUAUGAUGUCAUUGACAGUGUUUCUGAAUGCUUGACUAAGUGUUGUCUUGUUGAUAUGACUGGUAGGCUAAAAUUAAAUUGCCCUACGGGGAUAAAUAAAGUUAACUGAAUUGAAUGUUCCAAUGCUGUUCAGAGAUGGAAAUGUAUGGCUGCUAUCUUAACUGGGUCAAGUUAAGGGUCUAAACGGGUAAGAAUUAAUGUGUUCCAUUAAUGUGUGCCUUUUUCAUUUUAUAUUUCCUCCUAGGCAGUUAAACUGACGAGGGGCAUUGUGGGCUACAGUGUCUUCUACAGGAAAGGCUUGCUGAUGUGGAGGAGAAGAUUCAAGUCGUUUCCUCAAGAUACAGCUUGGCUUUAGGACCUCUAUUCCCUGAAGACUGGUCCAAGGAGAUAC
Molecule: messenger RNA, 1432 nt
Organism: Carassius carassius (crucian carp)
Lineage: Eukaryota; Metazoa; Chordata; Actinopteri; Cypriniformes; Cyprinidae
Exons: 7
Coding region: 142-1047 (301 amino acids)
Source: RefSeq, a predicted model, not a curated record